This is a messenger RNA of Planococcus citri (citrus mealybug), 2105 nucleotides long. RefSeq names its product cytochrome b5 reductase 4. The transcript is spliced from 10 exons. The record is from RefSeq and is a predicted model, not a curated record. Lineage: Eukaryota; Metazoa; Arthropoda; Insecta; Hemiptera; Pseudococcidae. Gene Ontology annotation, molecular function: heme binding; cytochrome-b5 reductase activity, acting on NAD(P)H. Bases 230 to 1753 code for a protein of 507 amino acids.
UACAUAAAAUUUUGGAAAGCAAAAUUCGAAUUCGAACAAUCAAAGUUUAAAUUAAUUUUUUUCAAUUUUGUAAUUAUUUUUUUCAACUUUAAAAUUAUGGUUUCCUAAUUUCAAUGUCUUCUUCUAGUCUUCAGUUCUUCGUUUUAUUUCCUCACAACAUUUAUACAAAAAUCCCUUAAAAGUUCUAUCGCAUAUUCCACUUUAAUGAAAUACGACACAGAAUUGCACCAUGAGCUCUUUACAACCUACCGGAAGUGCCACAGGCAAUCCUCGCAACAAGACAGCGUUGGCCCCAGGGCGAUCACUUAUGGACUGGGUGCGGCUGUGCAAUUCAGGAAAAGAUAUGAGUGGCACUCAAGGAGCCAUAUUGAACGUUAGUCUUGAGCAGUUGAUGAAACACAACAAAAGAACCGAUGCUUGGCUCGCGAUCAGAGGUAUCGUGUAUAACAUAACGGAGUACAUGUCUUUCCAUCCAGGAGGUGAGGAAGAAUUGAUGCGAGGAGUGGGCACCGAUGCUACUAAAUUAUUCAAUAAUGUUCAUCCUUGGGUUAAUUACGAAUCAUUAUUAAAAUCUUGCAUCGUUGGUAGACUAAAAACUAUGGGUUCUUCGUCGAACGCAGAAUGGACUGAAAGUAUAGAAAGACCUAUUAACGAUCGAGUUUCGAGCUUACAAUUGCAAUUGCCUAAUAAGAAAACCCAAAGUGAUGAAAGCCCUAAUAAACGAGUUUUCAAAAUGGAUUGGUUUCAACAAGCGAGUACUCUGACGUUAAUUUUUUAUUUAAAAACCAAUUCUUCGGGGUCGACUCCGCCUCCACAAGUUUCGCUUACUUUGAUGAAAAACAAACAACUACGAGUAAGCAUCGAGAAGGAAGUUAGCGUAUACGAAUUAGAAGAAGAGGUGAGAUGGCCGUGCUACCUAAAAGUACAUCAAACAGUGGCAGAAAUUAAAUUUGCCAAAAAUUCUCCAAAAUUGUGGCCAACAUUUGGUAAAAAAUUGAACGAAUUGGACCCAGAAGCUGAUCCAGCGGAAUUUAGUGAUAUGAAGAUCGUGCACAUUUCAUCUAUCACCCACGAUACAAAAUUAAUUGCUUUGCAGUACGCUGAUCCGAUGCUUCAUCACAUUCAUGUGGGCCAUCAUAUUCAAAUUAAGGAUAACGUCGAUGAUGCAGAAGUUCGCCGAUCGUAUACGCCAGUUUCAUUUUUAAUCAAAAAUUCCAAUCUUAUUUUCGAACUGCCUACUUUAUACUUUUUAGUUAAAGAAUAUAACGAUGGCAAACUGAGCCGAAAGCUGUGCUCGACAAAUUUGGGUGAUAAAAUAAGUAUGAGCUGUCCUCGUGGGACAUUUAAUAGUAUUGUACUGAAAAAACGUACCAAAUUGAUUUUAUUUGCCGCUGGUACGGGAAUAACGCCGAUGACUUCUUUGAUAGCAUGGACAUUAAACACAACUAGACUUACCAUUAAAUUAAUAUAUUUUAAUAAGACUGAAAACGAUAUUUUAUGGAGGAAACAGUUCGAUAAACUGGCUGCCGAGAAUCCCAGAUUUUCAGUUUCACAUGUGCUUUCUCAGCCGUCUGCGACGUGGACUGGAGAUAAGGGACUAAUAUCUUUGAAUUUAGUGAAAUCUCUACUUACGUCACCCGUAUUAGAAAUAUUUAUUUGCAUUUGUGGUCCUCCUGUGUUUAAUGACUUAUGCGUCGAUUACUUGAAGCAAAAUAAUUUCACAGACGAUAGUUUUCACUGUUUUAGUGGAUAGAUGUUCACACGACUGGAUAAAAAUCAUUUUAUCAACUUUGACAAUACGUCGAUUUGUGUUUUUAGUAAUUUAAGGCACAUGCUUAGAUUCUGUAAGGAAACUAGUCGUAAACCAAGUUACCAUGUAGUUUAAUUUAGGCUUAGCUUACAGGUAAGUGUUAAUGAAAAAACGAUCAAUUUAGAACUUCCGGAAAAUCUGGGUAUUAGUUCGUGUUAUUCUUGCAUAAGCAAUUUGUUAGGAAGCAAUAUCACAAAUUUGUCUUGCACGAUUCGUUAGUAUUCCAAUAAAAUUAGAAAACAGAACAUAAUAUUGUGAUAAGGAUAUUUUUGAAAUAUAGAAUUUCUACGAAAUA